Molecule: messenger RNA, 2514 nt
Organism: Aureobasidium vineae
Lineage: Eukaryota; Fungi; Ascomycota; Dothideomycetes; Dothideales; Saccotheciaceae
Source: the annotation of a GenBank genome assembly
AUGAUGGCCUCACGCAUCUUGUCUCGUUUCACACCCUCCGCUGAUGAUGGCGCCUAUGCAGACGACUAUGGACGCGACCACGGCCCAACGUCCGAUCGAGCUGAACGAGGGCUGAGAGACUCAUCCGACGAGCAUGAGCUUAAUGCCCUUAUUGCUGAAGACGUUGAAGCCGACCUCGACUUCUAUCCGCGCCAGCCUUCAUCAUCCCGACCUCACGCAGACGAUGUUCCAGGCUCACUACUCAUGGAAGAUAAGGCCGACCAGAGCACAUUCGCUCCACCACCAAGCCAUCGCACCGAGACACAAUGGAGAAAGACCCAAGAAAGGCAACAACUACAUCCUGACGAUCGGCCUCGCCCUGCCAUCUCGCACCCACCCAAUCAAGAUGCUGUUCUCCGAGAGCAAGCCAUGUGGCUCUGGACAAAUGUUCAGAACUUGGAUGCCUUCCUACUUGAGGUCUAUGAAUACUUCACUGGACACGGCGUAUGGUCCAUAUUGUUAUCACGCUUUAUUCACCUUGCCACAGCCGCCUUCCUCUUCAGCCUCUCCAUGUUUCUCUCGACUUGCGUAGAUUAUACCAAGAUUCCCACUAGCAAGGGGACCCCGGAAGUUCUGAUACCUCAGUGUAUGAAGAAGUCGACGUGGACAAAGAGUUUGUUACUUUGGGCAUUUUGCUUCUGGUGGAUCAAAACCUUGUUUGGUUACAUCGCCGACAUUCCCAGGUUGCGCAGAAUGGAGAUGUUCUACCAACACCUGCUUGGCAUACCCGACUCCGACAUUCAGGCCGUGUCGUGGGAGAGAGUAGUCCAGAGUCUCAUGAAACUUCGUCCCCUCAAUCCAGAAACUGCCGACACGGUACCCAAGUACUUGAAGGCCGCAGGCAAGCAGACAAAGCAAAAGAUGGAUGCUCAUGAUAUCGCCAACCGCCUGAUGCGUCGCGACAAUUACAGCAUUGCCCUCUUUAACAAAGAGAUCAUUGACCUGACUCUCUCGAUACCUAUCCUUGGCAACCGCCAGUACUACUCCAAGAGUCUGGAAUUCUGCCUCAACACUUGUUUCAAUAAUUUCAUCUUUGAUAAGCAAGGCCAAGUUGACCCACAGUGUCUGCAAAGAAGAGAUAGACAUCGCCUGAUCCAGACCCUACGCCAGCGUCUUCGUCAGGUCGCCAUUAUGAGCAUCUUCAUGGCCCCUUUCACUAUCACUCUGCACUGUAUCUACUAUUUCUCACGAUAUUAUGCUGAAUUCCGUGCUAGCCCUUCGGCCAUUGGAGCUCGUACUUUCACCCCUCUAGCGGAAUGGAAGUUUCGCGAGUUCAACGAACUUGAUCAUGAUUUUCGCCAUCGUAUCAAGCAGGCGCAUCCUAUGGCAGCAGCUUACCUCGACCAGUUUCCUAGAGACAAAACCCACCAGUUCUUGCAAUUUAUCAGUCUUGUUAGUGGUACUCUAGCAGGCCUGUUGACCAUCGCUACCCUAUGGGAUUCCGAGCUCUUCCUUGGUUUUGAAAUCACACCUGGCCGUACGGCUUUCUUCUAUGUCUCUAUACUACUGGCAGUGGCUACAGGAGCACGUAGCGCCAUCCCUGACGAGAGCAAAGUACACGAACCUAUGUUCCAUCUGAGGAAUGUGAUCGGCGCUAUACACUACUGUCCUGCCAGGUGGAAGAACCAGCUACACAGCGACGAAGUCCGCGUUGAAUUCUCUGCGCUGUAUCAGAUGAAGGUCAUGAUUUUCCUUGAAGAAAUCCUAAGUCUUCUGAUCGCCCCUUUCAUCCUGUGGAGAAACUCUGGAAAGCGAAGUGAGAUGAUCAUCGAUUUCUUCCGCAACUCUACAGUGCAAGUCGACGGCCUUGGCCAUCUGUGUACAUUCGCCGUUUUCGAGUUCAGAAAGAGCAAGAAUGUUGAAGACGAUGUGGGUAAAGACAUUGAUGGACUUCGUGAGGAUUACUUUGGUACCAAGGAUGACAAGAUGGCCAUGUCGCAAUAUUAUUUCAUGGAACGGAUUGACAAGUAUGACAGGCAGCAGGCCUUCCGUCAAAAUCGUCCUCAGGGAAUCCAACUGCCACCAGCGUUCCCGCCGCUAGAAGCUCCGACGCGACAGACUGCCGCUGACAAAAGCAGGAAUGCAAGAGAUCCGCCAUCACAUCAUCAACUCUCACCGCAUCAGUCUCUGCUAUUGGACGUACCGCGACAGAAAACCGCUCUCUCGACAACCAAGCGCCUUGGAGAGCAGCGAUUGACACAGCUACGCGGAGGUGGUAAACGCCCGAGUGCGCCUGCAUAUCAGAGUCCUGAUGAGGGCGAAGAAGAUCAAAUGGCAGGCCUGGAUGCUUUGACCACGAGCAGGCUUAUUGAGCAAGACGAAGACUUAACCGAGUCAUGGAAGGCAUUUGGCGAAGGGGACGACAUGGAAGAACCGGAGGCGGUCAACGAGCGCCGUCCAAACAACGGAGUCUUGGGACUUCUUGCCGAGUUCUCGAAGGCUCAAGCUGGAGGCAACGGACCCAAGCUGGGUUGA